AAUGGGGAUAGGGAAGGGGCGGGCCGUCCCCGCCCCCUCCCCGCGCCAAUGGGGCCGGGCCGGGCGCGGGCGGUGCGGGAGGCGCAGCCGAGGGAAGAUGGCGGAGGAGGAGAAGCUGCCCGCGGGCUGGGAGAAGCGCAUGAGCCGCAGCUCCGGCCGUGUUUAUUACUUCAACCACAUCACAAAUGCCAGCCAGUGGGAACGGCCCAGCGGCAGCGGGAAGAACGGCCAGGGGGAGCCCAGCAAAGUGCGGUGUUCGCAUCUCUUGGUGAAACACAACCAGUCCAGAAGACCCUCGUCGUGGAGACAGGAAAAGAUCACACGGACCAAAGAUGAGGCACUGGAGCUUAUAAAUGGCUACAUCCAGAAGAUAAAAUCGGGAGAAGAGGAUUUUGAAUCUCUGGCUUCCCAGUUUAGCGACUGCAGCUCGGCCAAAGCGGGAGGCGAUCUGGGUGCGUUUGGGAGAGGUCAGAUGCAGAAACCUUUCGAAGAUGCUUCGUUUGCGCUGAGGGCUGGUGAGAUGAGCGGCCCCGUGUUCACAGAAUCAGGGAUCCACAUCAUCCUACGCACGGAGUGAAGUGCCUUGGUGACCCGUCGAAAGGAAAAGGGCGAGGGGAAGAAAGGAGAGAAAAAAAUAAAUAAAACGACAACGGAAAAAAAAAACAAACAAACCAACAACGGGAAAAAAAAAAAAAGCCAACCACAAAAACAAAACCUACUCCGACCCUGCACUCUCCCAAAUGAACUUCAUCUCCAAUUUAAGAGAAAAAAAAAAGCAAAAAAAAAAAAAAAAAGCUUAUUUCAUAUCUCAGUGUCUUCUGUGGCACCUGCCCCUGUGUUUUGCCCCCCCGCCGAGGUGCAUGGUCAGCCCAGGGUGAGACCCCCACCCAAAAUAAAGCCAGUAGCGUCUUUCAUCAGCAGAGGGAAUGUUUAAACCCAACGUUUUUGGGGGGGGGGAUGCCACAGCCGCUUGAGUCCUGUUGCCGUGUCUCCUUAAGCAGAGGGAUGGUGGAUGCUAAAGGUCACACACUUCAGUGCUUCCCCCCUCCCCCACCCCCCCCCCACCCCCCCCCAAUUAUUUAUUGCCGCGACGUGCGAACGGCAGGUGCUGGGACGGAACGAACACCCCAACCCCUCUGCAUGUUUCUUUCCACUUUUUUUUUUUUUUUUUUUUUAAAUUUUUAUUUUUUGGAACCAGCCCCAACGCCAUUUCGCUCCGCUCUGGGUGGGUUGACCAACCCAUUAAUUAAAAACCAAUUAAACCCGGCGGGUAGCAAACGAGGAGCCAGCUCGUCCGUCCGUAGCUUCCCUUCAACUUCCCUUCUCCCAUCCCUCCAUCCCUUCCCCACGGUGGCACCGGCAGCUCCCUCUGCUCCUGCCAUCGCUUUCAACUCUUGGAAAAACUUGAAGAUGCCUUUUUUUUUUUUUUUGGGGGGGGGGGGGGAGGGUCUGAUGACAAAGAAGAGUUCCUGGCCAGUGGUUGCCACCACAGGCAGAUCCGUAGCCGGCCCCAACUCCGUCGCGGUACAUAGGAUGCUCUGUGCUUCCACAGCCUGGAGUCGCUCCGUAAUUUUAUUUUUUUUUUAUUAUUUAGGAUGCCAUUCUGUAGGACGGACAUUAUCUUGGAUUUUUUUUUUUCUUUUUAGCUAGAAAGCUGUUGGGUUUUGGGGGGGGGGGGGGGUUGGGGUUUUGGUUUUUUGUUUUCUUUUUUCCUCCGGCUCCUCUUGAAUCCCACUUGUGGUUUAAACACUGUAAGGCGUUGUUUUCCAGUUACGCUGCGUUGCUUCUGUUUAGCAAAAUAAAAAGGGGGGGGGAAUUAAAAAAAAUUUAAAAAUAAAAAAUAUCCCAGCUUCGGUCCAAUGCAAACCAGCUGUAUAGUUCCAGCUCUCUUACGCAGAAAAUAAAACCCUCUCCAAUUAAA
Falco peregrinus (peregrine falcon) is the source of this 1921-nucleotide messenger RNA. It is a transcript of the gene PIN1, whose product is annotated as peptidylprolyl cis/trans isomerase, NIMA-interacting 1. NCBI's taxonomy places the organism in Eukaryota, Metazoa, Chordata, Aves, Falconiformes, Falconidae. Gene Ontology annotation, cellular component: cytosol; nucleus. The transcript has 4 exons. The coding region runs from base 2 to 577 and encodes 191 amino acids. The record is from RefSeq and is a predicted model, not a curated record. Gene Ontology annotation, molecular function: protein binding; peptidyl-prolyl cis-trans isomerase activity.